AUGGUGCGUGUUUUCGUUGCUGAAGUUGUUUGCGGUUGCUUUCAACCUCGAACCAACAUCAAGAGGAUGUGGGCCCACGUUCGUUCGCUUCCUCUUGAUGACAAUGUCUGGGCCAAGGAUCGGCAACAUGUGGGCGAUCUAAAAGACAUUUCCGUCGGCAUGGUGGUCGGUUUUCUUUCAUCGCCAUGCGCCGAGCAAGGGCACGAUAGGCUUGCUGUGGAAACGUUUAGCAAUGCGCUGCUUCAGGCCACGGCGGUCAUCGUGGUAUUGGCCGCCCGCCGUGGAGGUGAGCAGUUUGAUGUUACGGUUCCCAAGCAUCCGGGGGGCGUCAUCGGCGUCGGGGCUCGCCGGGCUAGCACGGCCAGCACAGGCAACAACAGCCUCCGUCAAGGAGGUUGCAACGCCAGCAGAUGGUCACGAAAGUCGUGGCCAGGUGCCGAAGGCGGCAGUUCCAUGCUGUUCUGGAAAUGUCAGGACAACUUUGGGAGCAGCGCCAUCUUUGGUGUUGCGCUUGUGGGAGGAGGCAACGCGGAGAAGGAACGUACGUGGAUGGAAUCCUUUGAUCCAAGCGCGGUUGUUGAGGAUCUCUAUCUCCCGGAAGUCACCGCAUCACAUUCCAGUGGUGUUCGUGCGUACAUCGAGAACAAGGCUUCGUGCGGGAGGAUAGUCAUUGACCGCUUAAGUGAUGGCAGCAGGUCUUGUGGGUUCACCUGGCAUCUGGAAGAUGAUGGCGCCGUGGGAAUCCGUGGGACCACCUACGUGGAGCUGAAUGAACAAGGGCUGGUGAGCUACGUGCGGGAGAUCUGUGAGCCCCUGUUUAAGCCCGGUGAUGCAACAGUAGAACUCCUGAAGGCAAUUGGCGGUGAGAACGUGGCUUCGUUUGACAGGGUGCCCUGUCUGAUCUUGAAGAUGUUGUCGCUGAGAUGGAGUGAUGCUUGCGAGGUCGAGCCCCGCACCCCAUCGGGAGCUAGCGACAUUUGCCGCUAUCUUUGGAGCGAACUGCAGGGCAAUGCUGCACCUUCCGAGUCACUGGGCUUCUUCGCAGACGAGGUAUUGUACGAGGACUUCAACUACGAGCUGCCGCUGCGUGGCAAAGCUGAAGUGGGUGCCUUCUUGGAGAAGUUUGCUGAGAUCAAGGCACUCAAGUUUGUAGCCGAGCGAUUUUCGGAUGGAUCCAAAUCAUGCUGCUUCACCUGGAACGUUGAGAUUUCUGGCGCUUCCUCCGAUGCCCCAAGGACCCGCGGCAUAUCAUUCUACGAGCUGAACAGUCAAGGUGAAAUUUCAUACGUUCGGGACAUCCCCGAGAGCUUGUUAAAGCCGCCCCCGCUGCAGGCCAUCGCGUCAGCUAUCCGACCGAAAUUGCGGGUGUUUCAGCCAAGAAGCACUGUCGUUUCUGGUGAAACUGAGUCUCGCUGCAACUGUGCUGAUGCGGGUGGCGUGGUGUGGCCGACUGGUGAAUGUGUUGAUGGGACAACGGUCCUGGAGCAGCUCGUCACUGGGUCGGAUGCCAGAAGGCGAUCCAUCUCCGAGGAGGUUGGAACGGCCUGGAGCCUGGAGACGCCGGAGACCGUACGAGAGUCGCAGAUCGAAGAUUGCUCCGUCUGCCAGGCAAGCGGUGCCGUAGUAGUCUUCCUCCGACACCUGGCCUGCCCCUUGCCCAAGGUGAUUAGGGGAAGGUGUCGACCUGACGUGCUGAAGCGUGUGGAGGAGUCACGUCCUGCUUUGCUUUUCGACCCGCAUGGCGCAUUCUCAGCAGGUGCCAUGGGAAGUCAAGGUUCCUCGGACGAAGGCGCAGACAUUCUUCACCUCUGCGAUCACCUGGUGGCUUCCUGGGACUGGUGUGCAGGUGUCUCAUUGGAGGCGCACGGAGUGGCCGAUUUGUGUGCUCUGUCGGCGCUGACCUUGUUCCGCUACAUCAGCAAAGUCACUUCUUUGGCCCCACAGCAAGAAGACUCUAGCGGGGUGCCAGAGGUGCCAACUCCCAGAGCGCCUGCUUCAGUGAAAAUUCAGUGCAACUUCAGCGCAAUGCGGUUCUGCCGGGAGGGUGUCCUCUUGCUCGGUGGCACCUUCGUUGUGAGGGGCGAAGAGGCACCUUGCAAUGCAGACAAGCUGUUUGGCUGGUGCGAAGCCGUUGCCCGAAAUGCAGGACGUGUGCGCGCGGGUGUGGUUAAAUCGCAUAGCUUGUCCAUACCCUGGGUCUUCUUGCUGUGGAUUUGCAUUUACGAACGCUACCUGCCGCUACCUGACUGCCCGGUGAUUAUCCUCGGCAGGAUCCACAGCUUCUCGUGGCACAGGUGUUCCACUUUCCAUGAAGUGCAAAAGCGUAGCGUGGCGAACCAUGCACUCAUGCGUGUCGCCUCCUUGCCGCCUUCCGCAGAUGGAUUUCCAGCCAGCAGAAGUUUUCGCGGGCUUGGCUCGCCCGCAGUAGUGGCAACGAUCCACGUGGUUCGUGACAGGUAUGCUGGGUUCAAGUGCAGCCAACGCGCAUGCUCCAACCUUGAACAGUUUCUGGAGUUGCGUGAACCGCCGUGCGACUACUUCGGCAUGCUAUUGCUGAGACAUGGCACAAUCUCAGGUGAUGAGCUGCAAGGCUCCCAUGCCAUGCAAGCUGAACCUACAGUAGCCUUUACAGAGGAACUAAUGCGGAGCACCAACAAUCUGGCAUUCUGGAGUGCCUUUGGCUUCCGUGCCAUGCCUCAAGCUGCGAUUGGACCUGGAGGCGUCGUCUUCUGGGCACAGACCCUAGUCGCAAUGCAGGAAUACGAGGUUGAUAUUGUCAUCUGCCCAGGUCAUGUGCCUGGUGGUGGGCGGCUCGUUCCGGCAAAGGAGCUUCCGCUGCGUACGAAAGGCAGACUCGUGUGGGGGAACACUGGGGACUUGGGCCAGGCUGAGUCAAAUUGCACAGGUCGCUUUGUCGUGGGGCAGUCGGGCAGGAUCGCGGCCCUGGGUUUCAACUGCGUCCGGCUUCCCUUCAGCUUGGUUGCGAGCUUGGCACUGACAGACGUUGGCCUGCUCGUGGUCUUGAACAACCAUGAACCGGAAAUCGGAAGGCAAAGCAACGAUGCAAGAGACCAGUCAUACAUUGAAAUGACAACGUUUUUGACGUUUUAUGCCCGCUGCAGUGGCCGAAGGUACUCUGAGAGGGAGUGGCUUCGCGGCAUCGGUCUAGUUGCGCGAAGGUACCGUGACAAUCCUCGAGUUGCUGGAUUUGACUUGAGGAUGACACUUCCUACGUGGGGUUCGGGUGACCGCCUGACGGAUUGGUCCAUUGCUGCGAUCAAGGGUGCCAAGCAGGUGCUUAGCUACAGCCCAGACUUGCUGAUCGUCAUCUCAGGCAUCCACUUCGGCAUGCGCCUGUCGGAGGUCCCGAAUCGACCCAUCCAUGACGAGGACCUCCGCUCAGCAUUCCAGUCGAACCGGGAGUGUUUUGAGGGAUGUGCCGUUCUGAAGGAGGGACUCGGGUCCCUGCUUUGUGGAAUCGCACGGUGCCCCAUAAAGUCCAUUGUGCAGUGCAGGGCAAGAUGCAUCAUUGUAAAAGUCCUGAGAAAGGUGUACACAACGCACUUCUAUUAUGGCUGGUCCUUCGACUUGAUGGCCUACGAUCCUGGCCUAGCAUUUGAUUUUUGGCUUGUGUGCGACCCCCACAGCUCAUGGAUGUACUUGUUUUCAAGUAAGGACAUGCUGGGGAGGAUGCUCUUUGCUUGCUGGCUUUGGUUCUUGCUGUUGGCAGACUCCCAGACAGCCAAGAGACGUCACAACGCGCUGCCAACAGUGGGAGCUGUCCGCUGCGGCUGUGGUCGUGUGCUUGCAGGCAUGUGCAUGUGCGAGGGGCUUCUGCGUGCAUCUCGUCCGCGUCAUGUGGAUGAGGUGAUCCUCUUCUCCAUAGGAGAGCACCUGGGUCAGACCUGUGGCCACGUCCACAUCGUUGAGGAUAAGCUUUUUGGGAAGGAUGUGGUUGUGGUGGGCAAUACAAGUGUGAAGUCUCUCAUUGUGCUUUUCACGCUUUCCUUCGUGGCUCAGCUUGUAAGCUGGGGAGACAAGGUAUCUCCACCAGCUUUUGUGGUGGCAACAAGCGUUGGGUUCCACAUCAGCUAUGUCUUAUGGGUGAGGAUCUUGCUGGCCUACACGCUUGUGCUCUUCACUGGGCUAGGUAAUGAGCAGGCGUGGAUCCUCUUGCAGAUGGCAGCUGUUCCAGCAGAGCACCCCCUUGAGGAGGCGAACCACGGCCGCGAAGCCCGCGAUGAUGCAGAUGCCUCGGUGGGGGAGGUCGAGGAGGCCACGGUGUUUCUUCGCGGCGGAGUCGAAGUCUUAUCAGCAAGCACUUCGACGGAUCUCCGGAUGAGGUUCAGGAGCUUGACGCUCGCCAUUGGCCAGAUUUUGGCACCGAGCUGCCUGGUGAAGCCAUUACGUGAGAGGAAAAUCCUGUUUGCUGCGGCCGCCGCCGCUUUUCUUGCGUCUGUCUUUGCCAUUGGUUCCAAGUGUGGCUCCUAUUCCAACUUCCAAGGUCUGGCUCAGCGAGUGCGGUUCCCAGAUGUUCCCAGCAAGAUUUUAUCGGUGCUUGGCACGUUCGAGUGCUUGGCACGUUCGACGCUUGAAGACUGCAUGAGGACGGCGGUCGACACCAAAGCUGGCCCUUCGAACGCAAACGAGCAGCAGCUUGACUUCGCCUAUUGGAGCAUCAAUGGCGACAAGCGAGCCAAUGAAAGUGAGACGUAUGGGCUGCUUCAGGACUUGGUGGCCGUGCUUACAGGUCCUUGCGCAGAAGUACUGCGACCGAGGCCGGUGCUGGCAGGCUUGACGGGCUGGCUGGCCCUGAUGUACUCCAUCCAGCACUCGAUGGUGACGGUGCCCUUCCUAACUGGUAUGCAGUAUGAGUACUUUCCGAUUAUUGCUACCUUUGUGGCAGGCUACACCGUCAUCGUGUUGGAGGAGCAGACUGAGAUCAACAAGGCAGCCACCGCCCUCAUCUUAGGAGUGCUGGUGUGGGCCUUGGUGGGCACCGGAGUAGACAUGACGGCUUCCGCCUUCGACUUGGCAAUCAAGGAGACGUUGGAAGACGUUUCCGAGGUUGUCUUUUUUCUUCUGGGCGCCUUGACCAUUGUGGAGAUCAUGGAUGCCCACAAAGGCUUUGACAUCAUCACGAAGCUGAUCCAAGCAAAGACUCAAAAGGAGCUGCUGGUCAUCGUGUCUGUUCUGACCUUUGUGCUUUCUUCCGUGCUGAACAAUCUGACAGUGGUCAUCGUCAUGGUGUCUCUGCUCCAAAAGCUCGUGAAGGAUGAAGACUUUCGGAUGAGGCUUGGUGGAAUCGUUGUGGUGGCAUCCAAUGCCGGCGGAGCCUGGACGCCCAUUGGUGACAUCACAACUACAAUGCUGUACAUUGGCGGCCAGGUGACUACCGUGCCGUUGCUUGCGAACCUGUUCAUUCCGAGCGUUCUUUGUUUGAUUGGCACAGUGGGUUAUGAGCUGGUCCAGAUGGACGACAAGCCCUUUGAGCGAUCUCCAUCUCGUCCGGAGGAUGCAGAGGUGCCCAAUGGCCAGGCCGUGGUGUUCUGGGGGGGCCUGAUCGGCAUGAUCACAGUCCCGGCAUUCACUGCCGCGACCCAAUGCCCGGCUUGGAGCGGGAUGAUGCUUGUCUUGGGCCUCCUGGGUCUCAUCACAUCGCUGCUGCACGGCCCGGAGGACAAUCGCUACUCGCUGAAGGGGGCGCUCACGCGAGUUGAGGUGCCGGAUGCGUUGUUCUUUCUGGGUGUCCUCUUCGCCGUUGGUGGCCUUGAACGAGUAGGUCUGCUCAAGGAGUUUGCCAUCCAGCUGAGCAAUCUCGUGCCCUCUGAUGCCUUGGUUGCGAUCUUCCUGGGUUUUGCUUCUGCAGUGGUGGACAACGUUCCGCUGGUUGCAGCUGCACAGGGCAUGUACGACAUAGGAGUGCAUCCUGCAAACGACGGCUUGUGGAACCUGAUCACGUACUGUGCUGCCACAGGCGGUUCGCUUCUAGUCAUCGGCUCUGCAGCAGGUGUUGCCUUCAUGGGCAUGGAGAGGAAUGUUUCCUUUGGAUGGUACUUCAAGAGUGUGGCCCCAGCAGCACUGGUGGGUUAUUUCCUGGGCGUCGCUGGAAUUUUGGGCCAGCAGGCGCUCGGACUGAGCGUGGCAUAG
Symbiodinium natans is the source of this 6150-nucleotide messenger RNA. NCBI's taxonomy places the organism in Eukaryota, Dinophyceae, Suessiales, Symbiodiniaceae. The record is from the annotation of a GenBank genome assembly.